Messenger RNA from Emys orbicularis (European pond turtle), 2827 nucleotides. Its product is annotated as adhesion G protein-coupled receptor E3-like. The transcript is spliced from 18 exons. The record is from RefSeq and is a predicted model, not a curated record. Lineage: Eukaryota; Metazoa; Chordata; Testudines; Emydidae. Gene Ontology annotation, cellular component: plasma membrane. Gene Ontology annotation, molecular function: calcium ion binding; G protein-coupled receptor activity. Gene Ontology annotation, biological process: adenylate cyclase-activating G protein-coupled receptor signaling pathway; cell surface receptor signaling pathway. Bases 14 to 2827 code for a protein of 937 amino acids.
GGCAGUGGCCACCAUGAAGCAGCUCAUCUCCCACCUUCUGGGCUUUUGCUGGCUCGUCUGCUUCAAGGGGACUCAAUGUUUCACCAGCGAUGUCGACAGAUGUCAGGAUUCGUCUACUUGUCCUGCUUUUGCAAAAUGUGAAAAUAUUCCUGGGGGCUACCACUGCACCUGCAAACGUGGGUUUGCAUCUAGUUCUGGGGAGCAAAACUUCACUGAUCCAACAGUGAAGUGCGUUGUCGACAGAUGUCAGGCUUCGUCUACUUGUCCUGCUUUUGCAACCUGUGAAAAUGUAUCUGGGGGCUACCACUGCACCUGCAAUCAUGGGUUUGCAUCUACUUCUGGGGAGCAACACUUCACUGAUCCAAUAGUGAAAUGUGUCGUUGACAGGUGUCAGAAUUCGUCUACUUGUCCUGCUUUUGCAACCUGUGAAAAUGUUUCUGGGGCCUACCACUGCACCUGCAAUCACGGGUUUGCAUCUAGUUCUGGGGAGGAACACUUCACUGAUCCAACAGUGAAAUGCAUCGAAAAUCUCUUCCGCUGCCAGCCCAGGAUUCUGCAAGGAGAUGAUUUCAAAAGCCAGUGCGGCAACAUGAUGCAGCACGGAAACCAGAAAAGCAAUAGAUUUUGCACCAUCCUGAAUCAGACCUCAAAGACCCUGGAAUCUGCAUGUGGCAAUGGAAACCAGUCAGUACCGCCGAAGGAAGUCUUCACUUCUCUCGAUUCGCUUUUCAAUGCCGCUGCCCAGCAGUCUACUUGGAACAAGGAGGAGGUCGCAUGGGCAACCACAGCCUUUGUGCAGCGUGCAGAACUGGCUGCCUUGGAAGCUGCUUGGAACGGUUCUGAGAACGAGCCACAGACUAUCACAGCCGAGACGAUGACCAUCACAGCCCUGCGGGUUACGGAUAACUGCAGUCGGGCAGGGAAGAUGAUCGAACUGAACGCUGAAAACGAGUUGAUGAGCAUUGACUGUAUGACAGUGGUUGGCGCCAGCGAAGCAGGCUCCGGAGUCGUUGCCUUCAUAUCGUAUGCCACUCUCGAGUCCAUCCUGAACAAUAACUUUAUCGACCAGCAAAACCUGACAGGGGAUGACAACCUGGUUAGCAUUACGCUGAAUUCCAAGGUAGUGAGUGGGACCAUUGGGAAACCCGGACCCCUCUCCAAACCUUUCUACUUCACCCUGGAGCAUAAACAGAGAAAGGAAAUGGAAGACAAGAUUAUCUGUGUUUUCUGGAACCUCACUGGCACCUGGUCUACUGAGGGCUGCACUCUUCUCCAUGCGAACAGCACUCACACCACCUGCACCUGUAAUCACCUGUCCAGCUUUGCCAUCCUGAUGGCUUCACAUGCUAUCAAGGAGAGUUACGCACUGACCAUCAUCACCUACGUGGGACUGACCCUCUCCCUGCUGUGCCUCUUCCUCGCCAUCCUCACCUUCCUCCUGUGCCGCUCCAUCCGCAACGUCAGCACCUCCCUCCACCUGCAGCUCUGUCUCUGCCUCUUCCUGGCCGACCUGCUCUUCCUCACCGCAGUGGACAGUGUCACCAAUAAGGUGGCGUGUGCUGUCAUUGCUGGCCUCCUACACUACCUCUUCUUGGCCUGUUUCACCUGGAUGUUCCUAGAAGGGCUGCACCUCUUCCUCACCGUCAGGAACCUGAAGGUCGUGAAUUACACCAGCGCCGGCCGGUUCAAGAAGAGAUUCAUGUACCCGUUCGGCUACGGAUUCCCAGCCCUGGUGGUGGCUAUUUCUGCAGCGGUGAAUCACAAAGGCUACGGAACUUCCGAACACUGCUGGCUCACAAUAGAGGGAGGCUUUGUCUGGAGUUUCCUUGGACCGGUCUGCCUUAUUAUUGUGAUGAAUUUAGCAUUUUUUAUCACAACCCUCUGGCUCCUGAGAGACAAAAUCUCCUCCCUCAAUACAGAUGUCUCCACCCUCAAAAACACAAGGUUACUGACAUUUAAAGCCAUCGCCCAGCUCUUCAUUCUGGGCUGCACAUGGAGCCUUGGUCUCCUCCAAGUCGGCCCAGCAGGCACGGUCCUUGCAUAUUUAUUCACCAUCGUCAACAGCCUGCAGGGAGCCUUCAUCUUCCUGGUGCACUGUCUCCUCAAUCAGCAGGUGAGAGAGGAGUACAAGAGAUGGAUCAGAAGGACUGAAAAAAACAGAACCAAGUCUCAGACUUCCGGGCUAUCUAUGUCAGCUAUCCCCAUGACCACUGGAACUGUAAGUGGUGCUGAUCUCUUCUCCAAUACCGGCCUUGGGGACACAUCCAUCAAACAGGAAUCCAAGUCUGAGGUGGACCCCUAUGUGUUCCGAAGGAGCCGGCAUCGGGGUCGGCGGCACUCCCAGACUGCGACUAUGGUGCAGACUUUCCCCCCGGUGCUGUGGCCAGUGCAAUGGCAGGGCCAGUGGCCAUUUUGGACCCUGUGGGCAUACCAUCAGUCCCAGUGGUCUGUCUCCGGGCUCUCCUUCUCGGUUGCAUCUAAGGGAAGGGCUGUGUCCAGCACUAGGGACCCCUCACGGGCAUUGGCCAUGGCUACCGCUGCUUGCACUACCUCUGGUACCAUAUCCAGCACCACAUCCGGCACCGCCACCACAACCGACACUGGCAUUGCUGCUGACACAGCCAUCACCACUGGCACCACGUCCGGCACUGGAACUGCAGCCAGUGUCACAGAAGGUACCGCAGCUGGCACCAAGUUGGGGGUGGAGUCGCACCAUUUUGAUGAGUCGGAUGGGCGGGAGGUACCCUCGCUGGCUUGGGCCUCGUCAUCUUCACCAGACGAGGCGGUGGCAGGAACCUCCUCGGGUCCCCCCACCUGGAACUCCUGA